AUGUACGCUGAUCUCGUGGAGAAUGGAGGGCAGAGGUCCGUGAAGGAGCGCCUUAAUGGGAAUGGUACUAGUGGUCCUACUUGGCUGCAGCAACAACGUCAAAUCACCGGUAAGAGCCCAAUCAUAUCACUCAAUCCUUCAAGUUGGUUACGAGAUGAUCGAGCAAGCGAGUUAAUACUACCGAUGGAAAUAGUAGUGAAUACCAGCCUGAAAUUGCAUGGAAAAGAUGGGAGUUGUCUGUCAUGUUGGAGCAUGUGCGAGCCCAUGUUGCACCAACGAGAUGUUGAUCCAGGGGCCGAGUGCAAUGGCUACCAAAAAUUCUCGGAGGAUCUCCAAAAGUAA
Sphenostylis stenocarpa is the source of this 342-nucleotide messenger RNA. Lineage: Eukaryota; Viridiplantae; Streptophyta; Magnoliopsida; Fabales; Fabaceae. The record is from the annotation of a GenBank genome assembly.